ACGCUGAUGACGAUGUCGGAGCCUAUUUCAUCAGUGCUGUUUGCUGGAAAUGAUAGCCCUACACUGUUAACUGCUAAUAGUCAAGGAACUAUUAAGGUGCUAGUACUUGCUGCUUAGCCUACUCCUAAUUUAUUUUCACAGUCUAUUCACUCCCAACUAGGGUUUUUCGCUAUCGCCUCAGAAGCCAAUUCAAAUCCUAACAAUGGCGGAACAGACCGAGAAAGCGUUUUUGAAGCAACCGAAGGUUUUCCUUUCGUCGAAGAAGUCAGGGAAAGGAAAGAGACCGGGAAAAGGAGGAAACAGGUUUUGGAAAAGCAUUGGCUUGGGAUUCAAAACUCCUCGUGAUGCAAUUGAAGGUACAUACAUAGACAAGAAAUGCCCCUUUACUGGCAAUGUUUCUAUCAGAGGUCGUAUCCUUGCUGGUACCUGCCACAGUGCUAAGAUGCAAAGAACCAUCAUUGUUCGGCGCAACUACCUUCACUAUAUCAAAAAGUACCAAAGGUAUGAGAAGAGGCACUCAAAUAUUUCUGCCCACAUUUCACCUUGUUUUCGUGUUAAGGAAGGUGACCAUGUCAUCAUCGGACAGUGCAGGCCUCUAUCAAAGACGGUAAGAUUUAAUGUACUGAAGGUUGUCCCAGCAGGGUCAGCUGCUGGUGGCAAGAAGGCAUUUACUGGCAUGUAAACCAGAUUUUGACCCCAAUUCUAGUUUUUACAAAUUUUAGAAGUAAUCAGAAAACUUUUUUCAUGUACUUUCAUUAAA
Molecule: messenger RNA, 760 nt
Organism: Amaranthus tricolor (Joseph's coat)
Lineage: Eukaryota; Viridiplantae; Streptophyta; Magnoliopsida; Caryophyllales; Amaranthaceae
Product: 40S ribosomal protein S11-like
Exons: 7
Coding region: 203-682 (159 amino acids)
Biological process (GO): translation
Cellular component (GO): ribosome; cytosolic small ribosomal subunit
Molecular function (GO): structural constituent of ribosome
Source: RefSeq, a predicted model, not a curated record